AUGAGCACAAGAUAUUUUUUCACACCGGACUCAUUAUGCGAUUCCGGAAGUACAGUUUCCAAUUUCCCGAUCGAUAGGAACCUGCAAGCUAGGCCGUCUCGAAACUCGCCUCCUAUGUUGAUAAGAUUGGCUAUGAAGAUAUCAAGGUCAAGGUGGUACAGUUUUCUUCGAAGAGUUUUCCACUACCAAAACGGGUCUGGGUCGGACCUCGGGCCCAACCCGUUCGAUUCGAAAAAAUGGAUGGCAAUGGAGUUGUUGACACUUGUGAUUCAAAUUAGUUUAACGGUUUACACUCUCAUAGUGUCCAAAGACGAGAGGCCAGUUUGGCCCAUGAGACUAUGGGUUGUGGGCUAUGCUUUGGCCUGUUUUUUUAGUAUUGGGCUUGUCUGUUUUCGUUACAGGCUCGUUUACUUGGCCCAACUGGACGGCUAUGGUUUUGAUGUUGAGCAGCAGGGGAACCAUCAAGAAUCAAGUCUCCAGCUAUCUUUAGCAUCUUUAACAAAUUUCAUACAUUUAUUAGAGCAAAAAACAUGA
Striga asiatica is the source of this 534-nucleotide messenger RNA. The record is from the annotation of a GenBank genome assembly. NCBI's taxonomy places the organism in Eukaryota, Viridiplantae, Streptophyta, Magnoliopsida, Lamiales, Orobanchaceae.